Phymastichus coffea is the source of this 4967-nucleotide messenger RNA. It is a transcript of the gene Tmf, whose product is annotated as TATA element modulatory factor-like. The coding region runs from base 273 to 4235 and encodes 1320 amino acids. Gene Ontology annotation, cellular component: Golgi apparatus; endoplasmic reticulum. The transcript is spliced from 14 exons. The record is from RefSeq and is a predicted model, not a curated record. Lineage: Eukaryota; Metazoa; Arthropoda; Insecta; Hymenoptera; Eulophidae.
UCGACUGCUAAUAUAUGUUACAUGUAUCCAAGUAUAGCUAAUAUAUAGUAUAUACAAUAUAGGCCAGUUUUUCUAUCAGCCAAAGGAACAUUUGUAUAAAUAUUGGUUUUUUUUUCUAGACUGUGUGUAGCGAUAAGAUGUAAAAUAUUUUGCACUAGUUAUCUUUAAUUGAAACAAAUGAAUGUAAGUUGAAAUACGUGGUGUAGUUGUUAUUGUUAAACACUAUUCAUGAAAAUUGAUACAGCUUAUUCAUUUACAAGAUAUGAAGAAGGAUGAGUUGGUUUGAGACGUCAGGAUUUGCUAGUUUGGCCAAAACAGCUCUAAAAGAAGCUCAAAAAACAAUAGAUAAAGCCUUGGAUAUCAAAGAUGAAGACCGGGCUCAAGCCAUGGCACAAACAGCAGACCCAUCUUUGGAUUUUUUUGAUACGUGGGGAAUUAAGGAAGCAGCUGCAGAUGUUAAUCAGGACCAAGAGAUAAAUAUAAGUAGGAAUCAAGCAAGUACUAGCAUUUGGGGCAGUUUUACGGGAUCCUUUUUUGAAAAUCCAAAAGGAGACAUGACUGCUAUCGCCGAUAAAUGUUCCGAGUCCUCAAAAGUUUCAACUGAAAAUGCAGAUAGAAUACAGAUAUCUCUUAUGUCCUCAAAGUCAUUUCCAGAAAGUUUAUCAAAUAAAACAGGAAAUAAAGUUCCACUUGACCAUGCUAACCUACAGUUGCCAAUUGACCCAGAAUUUACUUUUCUUACAUCAAAGUCUGAUAGUUUGGAGGAGUUUGACAUGAAAGGAUGCGAAAAAACACAUACGGCUGAUAAGCAAAUUAGCUUAUCAAGGUUUGAAGAAGCAUCAAGUAGAGCAGAGGACAAGAACAGAGGACAAGAAGAAGAAAGCAAUGAAACCAUUAGAAAAAGCAUUGUAGUGGUUAGACAGAAGGAGCAAACUGCCAGUCACUCUCUGAAUCGGCUAUCGGUUCUGUCUGCGGAAAGUGAUAAGCGAAGUUCUGAAAGCGUCGAAGCGCUAAGUUUUCAGUUGGAAGACAGUACAGACUGUACCAAUAGUCCAGAUUCGGAAGUGAAUUCUUCAAGUGCCUCGGGUCAAAAAGUUAAUUCGGAGUCAGUAGAGGUGUUGCCCGAUAGUUCGGUCACUUCACCAAGUUCGGUGGAAGUGAUUAACGAUUGGAAGAGCGAUGAGAGCCCAUACUUGUCGCCGAUGGACGAUAGGCUUUUCGAAGCAUGCAUAACACCCACGCCAAGCAAUGUGUCUGCCUUCAAUGAGUCUGACGGAGAGGAUAUAAAAAGUUCGACUAGUACCCUGGAAGGCUCGCAGUUGGCGAGUUCGUUGCGAGUAAGCUUGAGCAAUUCGCGUUCCAAGGCACUGCACGCUUCGACCACGAGUAGCCCUAUCAUGGCGGAAAGCGUGGAGACGAGCGUCGCCGUGGACGACCAAGACGAGCCAAGUCUGGCCAACGACUCGUUGUACACCUCGGCUACGGAGAGCACCCUGCAGGGCUCGCAUCAUUCGGAGCCGAAGCAGCAUCAGCAGCAGCAGCAGGUGCACGACUCUUGUCUAGACUGUCGCUCGGUCGUGCCUACGGGUAGCUCCGGCCUGGGCCCCGUCGACUACCCGUCGCUCAACUCCAGCCUGGACUCGCUGAAGGACAAGUCGAGCCUCGUUGGGCUUCACCUACCGAUCGAAGCUAUAACGAAGCAGCCGAUCCGAAAGUCGGAUUUCGCCGCCGAGCAGCCGACCGCUCAGAAAGUGACUGUGCAGGACGCGACGAAGGAGAGCAGCUCGUUCGACCGGCUCAAGUGCUCAACGACCAUCGAGCCCGCCGACCAGGAUAAGAGCGAGAGUCUCGCUCGCAGCAGCGGCAGCGAGCAGUACCUCAUGCUGACGGACUCGAGCUGCGAGGAGACGCUGGUCGGCAGCAGCUCUGAGGAGAACGCGACAGCAGCCGGCGGCUGCCGGAUCGGGGCACCCGUGGCCACGCAGCCCCUCGCCCUCAGCAACAGUUCCUACGUCAGAAGCAUGCUCGCCGAGGCCAUGUCCGACAAGAGUGAGACCGCUGACGUGCCGCCGCGCGACAACUCGCCCAUUUCAUCGGAAAGAUCAGACCUCGUCAAGAUCGGCUCGGAUCAAACUAGCGGCCACACCAGCGGCGACGAAUUGGAGACCACGACAUCCAGCGACAUCGAGAUAAUAUCUAGGUACAGCCCUAACGGGGACUCGAGUUCGACGCAGUCGCGGCAGAGCCCUGCUAAACUGCAGUCCUGCAGAGGCGCGGAUUUGCUGACCAAGACCUUGAAAACACGCGGACACUCGCGCGAACUGAGUGAAAUAAGCGUCGGCUCGGACGACACGAAUCUUGAGAUCGAGAGAUUGCUUCGGCGAAUUCGUGAAAUGACCGAGAUUCUCGAAGCUCGCGAGUCCAAGCUCAUCGAAGUUAGCCGUUCGAAUAUGGAGCUGCACGAGCACAAUUCCACUUUGAAAAAACAACUGGACAACGUUGAGAAGCACGCUGAGCACAGCCAAGACAUCACCCAAAUAACCGAUGACUAUACUCAACGCUUGUCGGCUUUAGAGAGGAAGUUUCAGCAAGCAAUCAGAGAACGGGAUGCGCUGCGCAAGAACCUCGAACAAAUGAAACAGGAAGCUGCCUCUAGACUUUCCACGGCUGAAAUAUCGAAUAUUAACGCCGAAAAAGAUGAAAUUAUCAAAGAGUUACGUGAGGAAGGUGAAAAGCUCAGCAAGCAACAAUUACAACUGAGUAACAUUAUUAAAAAACUGAGGGCCAAAGAAAAAGAAAACGAUGCACUGAUAAAAAAUCAAAAAGAACAGAUAGAAGAACAAUCGAUUGAAUUGGAAAGAUUGAAGCGUUCGUUACAUGCAAAAGAGGAAGUUGAACGAAAUCAAAUUGAAGCUGUACAUACUCUUACCAACAAGAGUAAGAAGCAAGAAAGAGAAAUUUUGAGUCUCAGUGAACAGCUCGAUCACGUUACAAAUAAAAUGGAAGCAUACAAGAAAAGUUUUGAUGCUGCCAAAGCAGAAUUGAUCGAGGCAAAGGAAAAGUUGUCUAAUGUCAAAGAAGAAUUGAAACUAGCAACAGAAAAUGCCGGCGAGUCGCAUCAAUUAUUGUCUCAGGUUGACGAUUUAAAGUUAAAGCUCAGAAUAUUGGAGGAAGCUCACGCCGGUAAGGAGAAAUUAUUAAAACAGGAGAAUAUUGAUCUGUUGAAACGUUUAGAAUCGGCGGAAUCUCGCAAUGAAGAUAUGUCUGAAUCUGUGUCACAAGCUACAAUACCUUUGCUUCGUCAAAUAGAACAGUUGCAGUCUAACUUGUCGUACAAGUCAAACACAUUUAUGAAACAAGAAGAAGUUAUGAUUGAAAAACUAGCCGAUCUACAGUCCAAAUUGGAGGCGGUCACUGAGAUGAACCGAUCGCUCGGCGAAGAGAACGCCAAUUAUAAAUCUCGAUGUUCUGUUCUCGAAUUAAAGGUUAAUUCUAAAGACGCUGAUAAGAAAAAUUUUGAAGAACUAUUGGAAACAUUAAAAAAAAAUAAUAGAAAACUUGCUGAUGAAACAGAAGUGCACAAGCAUGCAAUGAAAAUGUUAGAAGAGGCGCAUGCAACAGAAAUUAAGGAAUUAAAGCGAGAAAUCACCUCUUUAGAGAAUAAAUUAUCUAUGGAGAAGGCAGCAACUGAAGCUGAGAAGCGGAAAAAUCACGCAGUAUUUGAGCAACAACUUCAGAGUCUUGACGACGAACAGCAGCGAUAUAGUCCGAGUUUCGAUAUGGAAAGAGAAUCCGUUAGCAGUUCAAAUAGUAAUUGGCUACCUUUUAAUGAGACCAUGUUUGAAAGUAGCUCUGGCAGAUUUCCAAAUGUUUACGAGAGCUUUAGAUCUGGAACCAAUAGCACGUCAAUGAUUGAAAAUCUGCAAUCUCAGUUAAAACAACGCGAAGGUGAAGUGCAACAACUGCAGUGGGAGAUCUCCCGUCGUAAUACAGAAAGAGACGCUCUCAAUACCGAAGUUUCAUUGUUAGCUUCAAAAGUUGAAGAUUUGAAUUUAAAUUUAACGGAGCUGGAGACAAUUAAAGCUAAUCUAAAUGAUAUUCAAACAAAGUACGAUGCAUUAUUACAGAUGUAUGGUGAGAAAGUUGAAGAAAAUCAAGAGCUUCAACUUGAUCUUUUAGAUGUGAAAGAAAUGUAUAAGACACAAAUAGAUCAACUUUUGCAGAGAGAUCAUUGAAUAGAUGGUUGUUUAAAAAAUCUAGUUAAUAAAAUGAUCAAAUGUGCAUUGGUAUUAGUCUGGGUAUCUUCGGUAAAUAAAUAUACGUAAAAGUCAUCCAGAUAUUUUAGAGCACAUGAAAGGGCUUGAUGUGACUUGCCUAUAGAAACAUUUGUUAAUUUAUCGUCAAUGUGGUUCCAUGUAUUAUUUUUGUUAAAACAAUUGUUGGUGUUAUUUUCUGACAUUAUAAUUCUUUAUUAUAUACUGUUUAAUAACUUACUGGCAGAUAAUGGAUAUACGUUUGAAAUAGUUCAUGUUAGUUUUUCAAUUCUUAUAGUAAUCUGCUAUGUUACAAAUUGAUGAAAAUGGUUUUGCCAUUAUAAUACGUUUGUUUGAAAUACAUUGUAUAAAAUUUUUCAAGCGUGGAAAAUCAUGGGAUAUUGCUUGAAAAACAUUUCGUUUCAGACGUGCAAUUUAAUAUUUUUUUUUUAGUAAUUUAUGCACUGUGCAAGCUCAUUAAAAUACAUGCAAUUUAAUAAUUUGAUUAACGAAAAAGGUGCGCCGCAAUUUUUCUAUUGAUCUUAAAUGUAUAAAUAGAGCUGUGAGUCCAUCAUAAUGUGAUAAUGGGAUGUAUUAUAAAAAAUAACUUGUGUAAUUGUUGUAAAAAAUUUCUUUUGUAUAGCGAUGGGCAAUUACCGUUAAGUUUCUAAUUCUAAGGUUAACAUCGUAAAGUAGUUUAUUGUUAAAAAUUUU